Pleurotus ostreatus (oyster mushroom) is the source of this 630-nucleotide messenger RNA. RefSeq lists its product as uncharacterized. Gene Ontology annotation, biological process: autophagy; autophagosome assembly. The record is from RefSeq and is a predicted model, not a curated record. Gene Ontology annotation, cellular component: phagophore assembly site. Lineage: Eukaryota; Fungi; Basidiomycota; Agaricomycetes; Agaricales; Pleurotaceae. The transcript is spliced from 6 exons. The coding region runs from base 1 to 630 and encodes 209 amino acids.
AUGAAUCUGACUACCAUUAGCGCUCUCACGGAGUUGUCAUUUGGUGUUCUUCCUUAUGUUAGUCCGCUAGCCUUUGUGUGCCUAAAUCCCAACAAAGUACAGAUUCUUGACCGUCAGACAGCUAGGGAUGCUCUGAAUGGCAUCUUACACGCCAUCCUAUUUCACCGACUCUUCGGAACUGUUAAACCAAAGACACUGGAAGUUCUCGACGUGACUAUGCCUGGCGUAUCCGACCCAGAAACUGAGCAGCUUGUGGCGGACAAGGUUGCGGCGUUUUGGAAGGGCAUCGAGAAUGGAGCGAGUAAGCACGGCCAGAUAAGCGUUACGUUCUCCCACAAGCAACCGAGGAAAUCGUGGUUCCAGGUCUACAUGGGUGACGAGGAAGUGCCCUGGGAGCAGUGGGUCAUCAACGCUGAACUCAGACAACCUAAAUCUGAAGAAGAUCGCCAGCAAGCUAAUGCGCAACUCGCGAACACGCUAACGAAGGCUAUCCAGACAAUGCUCAGCUACACCUCGUCCGAGCGCGGGCGUAGCGUGGUUCCACCGAUUACAGUCGCCAGCGGGAUAUCGCCUUUCCCCAUCAAAAUCGCCGUGAAAGUCGGUGGAAUAGAGGUCGACCCUGGGAAUUGA